This is a messenger RNA of Effrenium voratum, 1348 nucleotides long. Lineage: Eukaryota; Dinophyceae; Suessiales; Symbiodiniaceae. The record is from the annotation of a GenBank genome assembly.
AGUGCACGGCUCAAGCUGUGACACCCGAAAUCUUCGACAAGGAUCUGGCAUGACGGGGAGCGAAUACAGCAGCUCCACAGCAGCUUCCUCGGACUGCCGCUACGAGCGGGCGCUGCGGCUGGCCGAGGCGCGCUUGGCGAAAGCAGCACGGAGCCCGGCGGCCAAAUUGGAGGCCCACCUGCACUGCGAGGCGCUGCAGGCAAAGCACGAGGCGAAAGAAAGGGCGCGACAGGAAUGGCUUGAGAGCUUCAGCAUGGAGAAGUCCGCGGAAUUCCAGGACAAACUUGAUGCUCACCGUGGUCGGUUGGAGCAAGCCAACAGCUUCAACAGGCAGAAGCAGGAGGAGUUGCUGGCUACUGCACAAGCCAAGGCUUUGGCACAGGAGGCCAAAGCGCAGGCCAUUGCGCAGCAGCGGGCAAAGGAGGAGGCCUUCAACCGGGAGCUUGGCGCCGAAAGAGACACGCGCAUCUUGACGACCAUCACGAAAGCAACCGUGCUAGAGCAAGAACGAGCGGAGACCAAGCGGCGCCAGCAGGAAGACCUGUCGCGUCGGCGCUUGAUGGUAGAGCUGAGCAACGCACGCGAGAGGGCAGCCUCCAGCGAUCGCCGGCGGGCACGGGAGGACAAGAUCGGCGCCUGUGUGCGUGCAUCAUCCCAGCAGGCGGAAGUACGACGCCGGGAGAAAGAGGUGCGGUUUCAGCAGAAGCGGGACCAGGCAGAGGCGGAAUGCCGGCGGCGCCAAGAGCUCAUGGAACAGGUGAAGCAGCUGCAGCAGGAGAGCUACUUCAAGGCGAAUCAGAUCAAGGAGAUGGCCUGGAAGGCACAGGUGCACAACAACCAUGACUUCCUCCGACAAGAGCUGGAGGCCCUGGUUCCUCGGCUCUCAUCAGCGCCCACCACGCCCCGCAGCCCUGCCACACUCCUGCCCACGCCGUCAGCCAAAGGCUCCUCGCCUCGGAACUCGACGCCCCGACUGGAGCGCUUCAUCCCGGCAACGUACGUCGCCACCUCCCCAAGGUAUGGCGCCACCUCGCCGAGGGCCAAGACGAGCACACUGGCGUCUCACUCGCCCGCCAGCGCAGCCUCGCUGGCAAGCUCCAGCUCAGGGUGUUUGGUGUCCCCCCGACCCAAGCCUCGCUUCGGCGCCUCUGCACAGUCUCUGGGGUCCACCCGGGCUUCUCUGCAGGCGUCCAACUCCGAGUUGGCAUGAGUGACGAAGCUUCGGGGCUCCGGCUCUAAGAGACGGGCGGGCCCCCAAAACGAAAUGGGGCCUCACCCCCGGUGUGCCAUUACGAAGCCGCGCUGUGGAGAGGGAGCCACUUACACUGGAUUGAAAGUAGAUGGCACA